AUGUUCUUCAAGCUCUUCUUUUUCAUACUCUCUCAAUCCUUUUAUUAUUCCUCUUCCCAAAUUAUCAACUUCACUUACAAUGGUUUCGGUCCUCCACUGACUGACAUAUCCGUCCAAGGGAUCGCCAGCGUCACACGUAACGGUCUUUUGAAGCUAACCAACACGACCAUGCGGGAAACCGGUCACGCCUUUUAUAACAAACCGAUCCGGUUUAAAGAUUCUCCAAACGGUACCGUUUCUUCCUUCUCCACAACCUUCGUCUUCGCUAUUCACUCUCAAAUCCCGACACUUAGCAGCCAUGGCAUCGCCUUCGCCGUCGUUCCUAACGCAAGCCUUCCUUUCGGAGACCCAAGCCAAUACAUGGGUCUCUUCAACAUCACAAACAACGGUAAUGACACGAAUCAUGUAUUCGCUGUCGAGUUAGACACGGUUCUGAAUCCCGAGUUCAAUGAUAAGAACGAUAACCAUGUCGGAAUCAAUAUCAAUAGCUUGAUAUCAGUGAAUAGUUCUCCGGCUGGUUACUGGAAGGAGACGGGUUUAGGGUUUAAGAACAUGACUUUGAUCAGUGGUAAACGAAUGCAAGUUUGGGUCGAUUACGAUGGUCGUACGAAUCGAAUCGAUGUAACGAUGGCUCCGUUUAAAAAAAGCAAACCUAUAAAACCGCUUGUUUCUGUUGUCAGAGAUCUAUCUUCGGUUCUCUUGCAAGACAUGUUCGUUGGUUUCUCUUCUGCGACCGGCCAUUGUUGUCUACCGGAACAUUUUGUUCUUGGAUGGAGUUUCGGGGUGAACGAGAAAGCUCCGCCAUUGGACUUAUCGAAACUUCCGAAGCUUCCGAGGUGGAAGCCGAGGAGAAUUUACGUAUUCUACAAGAAUUGGAUGCUUUCGAUUUCCAUAUUUUGUAUUCCCCUCGUGUUUAUUCCCUCGUUAAUCUUCCUCGUUCGCUGCAUCUUGAUGAGGAGGAGAAAGUUCGCGGAGGAGCUCGAAGAUUGGGAAACAUAUCUCGGGAAGAACCACCGAUUGAAGUUCAAGGACUUAUACUAUGCUACACAAGGGUUCAAGGACCUUCUCGGAUCGGGAGGUUUUGGAAGCGUUUACAAAGGUGUAAUGCCGAAGACGCAGCACGAGAUCGCUGUGAAAAGAGUCUCCAAUGAAUCUCAACAAGGCUUGAAAGAGUUUGUGUCUGAGAUCGUGAGUAUUGGUCGGAUGAGUCAUCGUAACAUAGUCCCUCUCUUGGGUUAUUGUCGCCGGAAAAACGAGCUUCUUCUGGUGUAUGAUUACAUGCCUAAUGGAAGCUUAGACAAGUAUUUGUACAAUAGUCCUGAGUUAACACUUGGCUGGAAACAGAGGAUUAAUGUCCUUAAAGGUGUGGCCUCUGCUUUGUUCUACCUCCAUGUGGAAUGGGAGCAAGUUGUGAUUCACCGUGAUGUCAAAGCUAGCAACGUCUUGUUAGACGCGGCUUACAAUGGGAGACUUGGGGAUUUCGGAUUAGCUCGGUUGUGCGGUCACGGAUCGGAUCCUCAAACCACACGCGUCGUUGGAACAUGGGGAUAUCUAGCCCCCGAUCACGUCACGACAGGACGGGUUACGACCGCUACUGAUGUUUUUGCAUUUGGGGUGCUCCUACUGGAAGUGGCGUGCGGUAGGCGUCCUAUUGAGAUUGAUAAGGUGAGUGGUGAGAGGGUCUUCCUAGUUGAUUGGGUUUUUGGGUUUUGGAUUGAGGGAAACAUCUUGGAUGCUAAGGAUCCGAAUCUAGGGACGAUGUAUGACCAAAGUGAGGUCGAAAUGGUUUUGAAGCUAGGUUUGUUGUGCUCUAACUCCGACCCACAUGCUAGACCAAGUAUGGGACAAGUGCUACAUUAUCUAAGCGGAGACGAAAUGUUACUAGAUUUGUCGCCAUUGGACUUGUGUAGGAGAGGGAUGAUGUUGGGAAUCCACCACGGAGUUAGGGAGUUAGGCAUGUUCACUGGUGGAUCUUCGAUUGCUGAUUCUAUUCUCUCCGGUGGGAGGUGA
Arabis nemorensis is the source of this 2010-nucleotide messenger RNA. The record is from the annotation of a GenBank genome assembly. Lineage: Eukaryota; Viridiplantae; Streptophyta; Magnoliopsida; Brassicales; Brassicaceae.